AUAACUCUUUUAAGUUUUCUGUUGCGCAAUAUCUGCAAUUUGCCAGCACCUGCCAAUGGAUGGGACAAGGAGCCUGCAGCAACAAGUGUUAACGUGGAAGACGAUGUAGUAAGGCUGAGAUUAUACCGUAAUAAUCUGUAUGGUCACAUCUCUGAACCAGCUCUAUCAGACGCUGAUUUCAACAAAUACUGGAAUGACAUUGAAACUGUUUUGUUAAGACAUGGUGUAAACAAGACAGCCAUUGAUAGUCUUAAAACACAAUCCUUCGAACCUGAAGAUGAAGACUACUACAUCAAAUGCUUAAAAGAAUGGAUCACUGAUGAGGCUGAUAGAGUAAUCCAUGAAGUGAAGGAAUCAGAAAAGAGAGUGCUGAAUGAAAUUGAAAGCGUAAAGGACAAACUGGAUCAACUAAAACCGGAGCCAUCAAAACCGGCUACACCUGAAGAAAUGGAAUUGUACUCCAAAAAACUCAAAAAAACUAUACUAAAGCAAACAGAACUUGAACUACAGCCMAAAGGAAUAAUACAAUCAAUGAAAACUGAUGAUAUUUUUACGAACUUGAUUGUUCACCACGGCAAAAAAGCAUGCCCAGAACUCUUGCCAGAACAAAUUCAAAGACCUCACGAAUAUCACCCUGAUCGUAAGACGCUGACYGAAAUCAAGCAAUGUAGUGAGAUUUUUGUUGAYGAGGACGAAAAAGACACUACCGUCAAGAGAAUAUUACUUUCAGGUGAACCAGGCGUAGGGAAAACAUUGUUCUCGCAGAAACUUCUUCGAGAUUUGGCUACAAAUUCAACAUCGAUCCCUGACAUUAAGUUUACUUACCUCAUAACGUUUAGACAAUUGAACAAUUUGUCGAAAAAGGAAACGCUGAACCUCAGAGAACUGCUGAAUCUUUGCCCUUUAUUGAACGAUGGAWCCAUGAUAGACGAGAAUGUGAUGGACUACAUUCUUCAGCAUCCAGAGCAGUUAUUGAUUGUUCUCGAUGGCUUUGACGAAUAUAAAGACCGCAACAAAAUACUCGGAGAUUUUGAAAGYCAAUUUUCUAAUGAUAGUAAAACCAAGAAGCCAGUAGCAGAUCUCCUAAGCAAACUAAUCAGAAAAAAAAUCUUGGCCGAUGCUGUCAUCAUGGUUACUUCCAGGCCGAGCGAAGCGAACGCUUUAGACAAAAAAAUGCACCCUGAUCACUAUGUCGAAAUUACAGGAUUCUCAGAAUCAGAGGUCAUUGCAUAUGUUAAGAAAUAUUUCAGUACAAAACCAGAAGAAGUAAAAAACAUGGCACUKMGYAAGGUUAAAGAAAGCGCGCACUACAUUUCAUUUGGUCGCGUYCCUUUCCGUUGUUUGUUGAUGUGYGUGUUCAUCGAGUGGAAAAUCAAAAAACACGAUAAUUCAUGUCCUCUCACACUUACAGAGUUUUAUUUUCAAGUAAUUCAAUGCAUUGAAAAGAAUUACAAYAGAGCAAUACUUAGUUUAGAUGACAAAGCCGCUUCGUUGGCUGUUGACAAAACACUCGACAAUUUUUCAAAGUUAGCGGCUCUUUUAGCCGAACAAAAGAGAUUUAGUUUUACCUCACAAGACUUAGAAAAUCUAAAAUUAUCAGAAAAUGAAUUAUUGUACAUAAAAUCUAGUAAUCUUAUAUUUUGUUAUCCUGUUUCAAGUAAUAAUUUGCCAUUUCAAAAGCCAAUCUGUGAAUAUAGCUUCACACACUUCACCAUUCAAGAGUUUCUUGUUGCUCGGUAUUUGGUCAAGAAAGGCGUAAUGGCGGCAGAAGAAAGCACUGAAAUGGUGUACACAUUCAUGAGCGGUUUGUUAGGUUUAAAUGAUAAUAAUGAAUUAAUGGUAGAACUACUAGAGUGUCUAGGUAAACAUAUUGAAGGUGAAGGUAGACUAAGACUGGUGUCAUUGCGAUGCCUGCACGAGUUUGGUCAAGACAAACGCUUGACAAGACAAGAACUAAAUACAAACCGUGACUACAGAUACUGGUCUAGUGAUGGGAGGAUUGGAUUACAUGAUGUAACCGACACGGACUGGGAUGCAAUCGCUAUGUUAGUAGAAUCCACUGCUACAUCAAUAUCAUCACCACCACGCACAUUGUCCAUUAGUGUCUCACCGAUAACCAUUACCGGGAUAAAGAGAUUGAUGUCAUCACUCAUUACAAACUGUUCAAUCAAAGUACUGAGGCUGGUGUGGUGUAGUGAUUUGAAUGAUGAACAUGUAAAGUGUUUGUGUAAAAAUUUACAAAAGACAAAAAUAACCCAGCUAAGCCUGUGGGGUAAUAAGAUAACUGAUGGUGGAGUGGAUGACAUCAUGGUACACUUAGCCAGUAAUCUCACCGUGCUAAACCUGUCUUAUAAUAUUAACAUAUCUGCUGAAUGUAAAGAGAAAACUAGACAAUACUGUAGUGAUAAAUAUCCUGGUCUUGAGUUAUACAUAUAGUAGAUAUAAUUCAAUGUUUGACUCUUGUAGAGUUGUAGUGAUACAAGUAAACCAAACACAACAAAAAUCACAUCAAACUAUUUAUUCAUMAWUUYUUAGUUUUCUACAAUUCCUUACAUAUUCUUUUGUAAAAAUAUAAGCUUAUAUCAAAAUGUAUGUACAUUUUAUAAUUUUGUAUGAUAGUUCUUGACAUUUUGUAGGUGAUAGGAAUUUUUCAGUUUCAGUAAAGCUGAACUUGUACAAAUGAGAGGACAUGAAAAACUUUAUUAAGAGUUUUUCUCUUGGGUUUAGAAAACUUGAAUAAAAAUCUUAAUGUAAUUUUAA
This is a messenger RNA of Exaiptasia diaphana, 2760 nucleotides long. Its product is annotated as protein NLRC5. The record is from RefSeq and is a predicted model, not a curated record. Gene Ontology annotation, cellular component: cytoplasm. The coding region runs from base 448 to 2436 and encodes 662 amino acids. Lineage: Eukaryota; Metazoa; Cnidaria; Anthozoa; Actiniaria; Aiptasiidae. The transcript has 2 exons.